AUGGAGACUGACCCAGACUGGGCACCAUCCCUACAUCUUGGACACACAUCUGUUACACCGACAAACAUUGCACGCGCUGCAAGACGAAGUAGGCGUGAGCAGCUACAGAAAGAGAGAUGGCAAGCAGCAGAGAUGGGGGUUCGGCAGGAUGCAAAGAUUGAAGAGGUGCAGACCAAGGAGGAACCAUCUGAGCCUGAUGAAAUAAACAGUCACCAACCGAAUGGAGAGAGGACACCUGAUGCUGGAGAAGAAAGUGGUCAGCUACAGACUAAAGAGGGGACACAUGAAGCUGGAGAAGAUCAUCUAAUCACAGAGGCUGAGACGCACAACACCAGCCAGGAUGUGACACAGACUGAAUGUGACCUGUGUGUGCUCAGGCGUGCCGAGGUAAACCGUCUGUUGGAUGAAAACAGAGAGCUGCGGCGUGAACUUAAUGAGCGCAGGAUGUCUGACGAUUUCUUCGGAGAGGAUGAUGAAAAAGUAAAGUACUACACCGGUCUGCCAAAUCUGGGAACCUUUAUGGCAUUAUUCCGAUUUUUGAUGCCCCUCAUGCCCAGUCAAAAUAAAAUUCUCACUCCCUUUCAAAUGCUCCUCUUAACCUUCAUGCGCCUUCGAUUGGAUCUGCCUGCGCAACACCUAGCUCAUCUGUUUCGGGUUUCCCCAAAGACAGUGUACAGAACAUUCAAUGAAAUUGUGUCUUUUUUGUAUGCAAACUUGAGACGUUCGAUUGUAUGGCCAGAUAGAGACACUCUGCACACAAUUAUGCCUCACCAGUUUGUGGAGGCCUUUGGACACAGAGUGGUAGUGAUUAUUGACUGUUUAGAAAUGUUCACAGAGAAACCAUCAAAUCUGAAAGCACGUGCCCAAAUGUUUUCCAGCUACAAGCACCACCACACUUUGAAGUACUUAAUAGGUAUUACACCCAAGGGAGCCAUUUGUUUCUUAUCAAAAGGCUGGGGAGGUCGUACAAAUGACAAACAUAUAACCCUGAACAGUGGUUUUCUUGAUAAUUUGUUACCUGGGGACAUUGUCUUGGCUGACAGAGGUUUUGACAUACAGGAAUGUGUAGGCAUGUUGUGUGCAGAGGUCCAACUCCCAGAAUUUACAAACGGCAGCUGUCAGUUAGCAGCUAGAGAUGUGGAGGAAACAAGGAAAAUAGCACAUUUGAGAACCCAUGUUAAAAGGGUCACCGGAAAUGUUUGUCAGAAGUAUAAGAUUUUAACAGGAACCAUACCCAUAAAAAUGAUUCUUACAUGUGAAGGUGAAGAAGCCACAAUGUUGGAUAAGGUUGUCACUGUGUGCUGUGCCCUGACAAACCAUUGCCCAACAAUAGUUUAG
This is a messenger RNA of Nerophis lumbriciformis (worm pipefish), 1338 nucleotides long. Lineage: Eukaryota; Metazoa; Chordata; Actinopteri; Syngnathiformes; Syngnathidae. The record is from RefSeq and is a predicted model, not a curated record.